Molecule: messenger RNA, 4671 nt
Organism: Mobula hypostoma (lesser devil ray)
Lineage: Eukaryota; Metazoa; Chordata; Chondrichthyes; Myliobatiformes; Myliobatidae
Gene: ubxn11
Product: UBX domain protein 11
Exons: 14
Coding region: 164-1681 (505 amino acids)
Biological process (GO): proteasome-mediated ubiquitin-dependent protein catabolic process
Molecular function (GO): ubiquitin binding
Source: RefSeq, a predicted model, not a curated record
CAGGUUACUGGUUAAAACCACCACAAGGUCUGGGAGAAGUGGGGAAGAUUUGGAGACUUGCCGGUCGGCGGGCAGUGUGGGGUCUAAAGAUGGACACUUGUCUUCGAAGGAAGUGAGAGGUGGUCUGGGCACUGGUCAGGGGGUGCAGGGCAUUGAAAGCACAAUGAGCUCCCCGCUGUCAUCCUUAGGAAAGUUGAGGAAAGUUCCCCUGAAUCUACCGCAGUUGCGGGGACACGGCAGACGAGUAGCUUACUUUGAAGAGGAUUCGUACACAGAUGAUGAGGCUGCGUUACUGAGUGAAAUCCUGCCUCCUUUAUCCUGGGCACACAAUCCAACUUCUUCCGCUCCUUCGCCAUCAGCAAGGUCAAAGGCAAAUGACUCGACUCCUGGUAACAGUGAGCUCAUGUCCGUAAUGACGAAACGGCUAACCAAGAUGGAACAACGGGUCCGAAGCCAAGCACAGGAGAUCAACAGGAAGAAUCAGCAAAUAGCUAUGUUGGAAGAAAAGUUGAGUGCGCUUCAAUUAUCCAACAAAACAACUGCUGAGUCCAAAAGACAACUGGAGGUAGAAAAAUACCUACAGCUACAGAAUCAAGUGUGGGAAAUGGAAAAGUUUCUGAAUGAUUACGGGAUGAUCUGGGUCGGUACCAAGAAGGAAGUGACUGGAAAUGUGCACAUAAAAGAAAAAGUGGAACCACCAGAGAGCCCUGACGCCAGCGAGCAAGAUCUGUAUCCAGGUGAUGCCCCCACAGGCUCUUUUCGAAUAGACUUCAGUUUGGUUCUACAAAAUCUCAGAGAUCUGAAUAUUCUGGCUGGUGAAGGGGAAGCUGCUGUCGAGCAUGUCACAGGAGGAGCUCGGCUAAAGAGACCAGACCCUGUCCCCCUCACUCUCUUCAAAAAUGGGAUUGUAUUGUUUGAUGGUCCAUUCAGGCCAUUCAGUCAGCCUUCGACACAGCAAUGUAUGCAGGACAUCAUGGAUGGGUAUUUCCCUUCUGAACUGCAGAGCAGAUAUCCAAAUGGAGUUCCAAUUAAGGUGACUGAUAGACGGGAUGAGAUCUACAGGGACAGGCGAAGAUAUGUGGAGUUUCCUGGUGUAGGACAGAAAGUAGAUGGACAUCAUGAUCACAAAAGCUCCGAACAGCAGGAUUUUGAAUUUGUAACAGAGACAAGUGAAGUUUCAGGCCAGAAGCUAUCAGUGGAGCAGUUUCUGAAUAAACUACCCAAAACCGUCAUCCGGGCUGGGAAGGUGUUUGACAUCCAGGGAGAGAUCAGAGCUCUGCUGCAGGUUCCUCCCAAAGCAGCAGAUGAGUCCAUGACGCUAAUCGAAACUCCCUGUCUCCAGGCACUGAAGGACAGGCUGGAGUUCAGGGCGGGAACUCUCCCAAUGCCAAGGAAUGUCUCCACCCUCAGGAUCAAGUCAGAGAAUGGAGAGAAGACAUACAUCAUUAAAAUGUUUUUCUCUGAGACAAUUGGAGACCUUCGUGCUCACCUAGACCAGAGCAGGGGAGAGCAGCAGUCUGCUUAUGACAUCAUCAGUACCUUCCCCCAGAAAGUCUACAGUGACCAGAGCAAGACGCUGAUGGAGUACGGACUGGUACCAAAUGCCACACUCAUCCUGCGACCACAAAGGUUCCAGAUCCUCAUCCAACAGCAAGAAGCAGUCACUCCUUGCAAGGAAUAACUUUCUGGAAUGAAGUCCUCUUGUCCAGACAAGGAUGAUUUAACAAGCUGGUAGAAGAAGCCAGCACUCUACCCACAAAUACUGAGUGGAGAUCAUAGCAACUAAAUCCAGUGUGUGUGGCUAAGGAGAAUCUCCAAAGUAUGUUAUCAGAAGUCAGCUGUAAAUGAUAGAUACAUUAUUAUUUCCCAGUGCAGAGAUUUACCAGCCAUCAGGAGCAAUGUUAGAUAUCCAAACUAGCCAAUCACUUGAUUAUCUGCAUUGGUAGUUCCCUGAUGAUACUACCGGGCAUUGGCCCAUGUGAAGAUCCCCUAUUUCCCCAUCAAAAAUGUACAGAAUACAGAUCUCUAACUUACCAAAAUCCUCAACCUGCCUAGCCUGGUGGGAAGCAGUCCACCUCCAGGCAGUUUGAAUGCUCUGAUCCUCACUUUAAACCCAGCAAUGGACUCAUCCCUCACUGACUACCUGCAGUUCCUCUUUAAAUUCAGGAGUUGUCAGACAGCAAAUGCUGAAAUAAAUUUUGUAUGGCAUUUAACUGUGACUAAAACACAUACAAUGGAUACUGUCCUAUUUUGUAAAAGCGAUAAAUAACCAAAAAGGAAAUGAUGAUUGAGGAAAUGUUUAGUAACAGCUGGGAAAGUUCACUCAUUGAGUUCUCGAAAAACUUCUCAUUUUAUCCCGGUGCUUUCUGUAAGGAGUUUGUACAUUCUCUCCGUGACUGUGUUGGUUUCCUCCAGGUGCUCUGGUUUCCUCUCGCAGUCCAAAGACGUACCGAUUGGUAGGUUAAUCAGUCAUUUGUAAAUUGUCCUGUGAUUAGGCGAGGGUUAAAUCUGGAUUUGCUGGUGCCGUGGCUCGAAGGGUCAGAGUGCCUAUUCCACACUACAUCUCAAUAAAGAAAUAACAGAGUUCAAUCCAAUAUGGCAGGUCAGAGAUCCCACUUAAAGGGACAAAUCCAGAGGAAAAAUACACAUGUUUGAAUAAGAAUAGGAGAUGCCAGGAUUCUGCAGAACCAAAUUUUAAUGAAGGAUCUUUGACUUGAAAGAUUUUUCUUUUUUGCUGCCUGACUUGUUGAGCAUUGCCUGGAUCUUCUGUUUUUAACUCAGCUUUGCAGCAUCUGCAUAUUCAACUUUAAGUUUCAUGUCACCUGACUGUACGUGUAUACAACUAAACAAAACAAAGUUCCUCCAGAUCAUACAACAUAUAUCACAUACAGCACAUAAACCAAAAUAUUGUACUAUAAGUAAGUUAAUAGAAUAUGUUUCAAAGUGCAGGUAAACAGUAAGCAGCUCGCUGUCCUAGUGAUGAGAUCUCGGUGGUAGGCACUCAUCUCAGAUACUAGGCUCACAACACAACUCAGCUGAAAGCUGCAUGCUCCAUCCAUUGAAUCAUAGCUUCUUCCUUUGGAGAGCAAUCCAAUUAGUCUCAUUCAGCUUUUUUUUAAACUCCUCAUCUCUACGAUAUUUUAAAGUUGUUAAUCCAGGUCUCUAAAGCUAUUUUUUGACCUGUACUCACCAACCUACUAGGCAAUGCAUUCGAAAUCCCAACCACCGAUUACAUUGAGAUUUUGCAUUGAAAUAAAAUAAUCUGCAGGUGCUGGCAAUCAAAAUGUCAACAAAAUGCUCAGCAAGUCGAGUAGCGUCAACAAGAAGAAAACAGUUAAGAUUUCUGGUUGAGGAAAACAAGUUAGUUUUAAGUUGCAGAGAGGAUGAAGGAAGGAGUGAUAUGAUGAAGGGAAUAGUUGUGAAGGAUGGGCCACAAUUGCCAUGGCAAUAAAUAGUUGAUGGAUCUAUCUAUUUGAUAAGUUAGGAAACAGGAAAGAUAUUUUUCUUUGAGAGCUGGGUGCGUUUGUAACUCUUUCUGAAGGAGAAUUGGAAGCGGUAUCGAUGUAAAAACAGCAAAUUUCAGAAACAAUUUCAGUAUAUCCAGGGAUAUCCUUCAGCCCUUGAGAGGCUGGACAAACCGGGGUUGUUUUCUCUGGAGAACUGGAGGCUGAGGGGAGAUCCGAUACAGGUUUAUAUGACUUAUGAGAGGCAUCGAUAGAGUAGAUAGGGAGUAUUCUUCCCAGGUAGAAAUGUCUGAUACCAGAGGGCAUGCAUUGAAGGUGAGGGGGGUAGGUUCAAAGGGGAUGUGAGGGGAAAGUCUUUUAUUCAGAGAGAAUGCGUUGCCUGGGAUGGUGGUAGAGGCAAACACAUUAGAGUCUUUUAUGAGGCAUUUAGAUAGGCACAUGAAUAUGAGGAAGAUGGAGCGAUAUGGACAUUGUGUUGGUAGGAGGGAUUAGUUUUGGGGAGUUUUUAGCUGGUUCGGACAUUGUGGACCGAAGGGCCUGAUCCUGUACAACAUUCUGUGUUCUGUCCCCUGAACUAUCUGAAUGAACCAUUCUCACCUGUUCCUGUACAACAUUCUGUGUUCUGUCCCCUGAACUAUCUGAGUGAACCAUUCUCACCUGUUCCUGUACAACAUUCUGUGUUCUGUCCCCUGAACUAUCUGAAUGAACCAUUCUCACCUGUUCCCCUGCAACAUUCUGUGUUCUGUCCCCUGAACUAUCUGAGUGAACCAUUCUCACCUGUUCCUGUACAACAUUCUGUGUUCUGUCCCCUGAACUAUCUGAGUGAACCAUUCUCACCUGUUCCUGUACAACAUUCUGUGUUCUGUCCCCUGAACUAUCUGAGUGAACCAUUCUCACCUGUUCCUGUACAACAUUCUGUGUUCUGUCCCCUGAACUAUCUGAGUGAACCAUUCUCACCUCCCAUGUCUUUCUCCCCCUAAACUGUGACGUGGAGAAUGAGGCGCAAUGUUGCAGUUGGGCUUGAAGUGAUAUAGUCUAGUAAACCUGCUUACAUUUUUUACGGUGUAUUUUUACUCAAUGGAUUUGUAUAUAGAGCCAGCAUUUGUGAUGAUUCUGGACAAGCAGGGCAUGUAUCUGUUUGAAUUUAGAAGAGCAAAAGAGCCUUUGAUUGCAACAUAACAUCUGGAAUACAGACAAUCUGGAUGUG